Messenger RNA from Oryza brachyantha (malo sina), 3202 nucleotides. RefSeq names its product insulin-degrading enzyme-like 1, peroxisomal. Gene Ontology annotation, molecular function: metal ion binding; metalloendopeptidase activity. NCBI's taxonomy places the organism in Eukaryota, Viridiplantae, Streptophyta, Magnoliopsida, Poales, Poaceae. The record is from RefSeq and is a predicted model, not a curated record. Gene Ontology annotation, cellular component: cytosol; mitochondrion. Gene Ontology annotation, biological process: peptide catabolic process. The coding region runs from base 82 to 3048 and encodes 988 amino acids. The transcript has 26 exons.
CGGCCGUGCCCAAGCCAACCGAGAGCCCUGGACCUGGAGGAAUCAGUCCACACCAGCCGCGGCGAGUCGGCGGCGGCAGCGAUGGAUUCGAGGCCACGCGAGACCGACGCCGCCCCCGCCGACCCAUCCGACGGCGGCGUGGUCCCGCGGGCGGUGAAGGGCGGUGCGGAGAUCUCCAGGCCCCGCAACGACAAGCGCGGGUACCGCCGCGUGGUGCUCCCCAACGACCUCGUGUGCCUCAUCGUCAGCGACCCCGACACCGACAAGGCGGCGGCGUCGAUGAACGUGUCGGUGGGCUACUUCUGCGAUCCUGAAGGGCUCGAGGGGCUCGCACACUUCCUUGAGCAUAUGCUUUUCUAUGCUAGUGAGAAAUAUCCUAUAGAAGACAGUUACUCAAAGUAUAUUACGGAGCAUGGUGGUUCAACCAAUGCCUUCACAACUUGUGAGCAUACAAACUUCUAUUUUGAUGUGAACAAUGAUUCCCUUGAUGAUGCUUUGGACAGAUUUGCGCAAUUUUUUAUAAAACCAUUGCUGUCAGCUGACGCAACUCUUAGGGAGAUAAAAGCUGUUGACUCUGAAAACCAGAAAAACUUAUUAUCAGAUCCUUGGCGAAUGAGUCAGCUUCAGAACCAUAUUUCCUUGGAGAGCCAUCCAUAUCACAAGUUUGGCACUGGAAAUUGGGACACUUUGGAGGUUAAGCCAAAGGAGAAAGGAUUGGACACAAGGCUUGAGCUUAUUAAAUUUUAUGAUUCACACUACUCAGCCAACUUAAUGCAGCUUGUUGUGUAUGGGAAAGAGAGUCUUGACAAUCUUCAAACUCUUGUUGAAAACAAGUUCUGUGGUGUCAGAAAUACCGGAAGGGGACGGUUUUCCUUUCCUGGUCAUCCAUGUUCAAGUGAACAUCUACAGGUCCUUGUUAAAGCAGUCCCCAUAAAACAAGGCCACACUUUGAGAAUACUAUGGCCAACCACCCCAAAUAUUCGGCAUUACAAGGAAGGUCCUUGCAAGUAUGUGAGUCAUCUAAUUGGCCAUGAAGGAGAGGGGUCUCUGUUUUAUGUACUAAAAAAGUUAGGAUGGGCUAUGAGUUUGGAAGCAGGGGAAGGUGAUUGGAGUUAUGAGUUUUCUUUCUUCGGUGUUACCAUAAAGCUUACGGAUGUAGGUCAUGAGCACAUGGAGGAUGUUGUUGGACUGUUGUUCAGAUAUAUAACAUUACUUCAGACCUCUGGGACUCCGAAGUGGAUUUUCGAUGAGCUUCAAGCUAUUUGUGAGACAGGAUUCCACUAUCGAGACAAGAGUCCUCCUAUCCAUUAUGUUGUCAAUUUAUCCUCAAACAUGCAGAUCUAUCCACCGGAAGAUUGGUUGGUUGCAUCGUCUGUGCCAUCGAAGUUUUCCCCAGAUGUUAUUCAGAGUGUAUUAAAUGAGUUGACUCCUGAUAAUGUUAGGAUAUUCUGGGAAUCCAAAAAAUUUGAAGGGCAGACAAACUUAACAGAGCCAUGGUAUGGUACAUCAUAUUCUGUGGAAGCAGUUCCUCCUUCCAUUAUACAGAAAUGGGUAGAGAAAGCUCCUAUGGAAGAUUUGCACAUGCCAAAACCUAAUAUGUUCAUUCCAAGUGAUCUUUCAUUGAAAAAUGCUGAGGAAAAGGUUACUUUUCCUUGUAUGUUGAGGAAAACACUGUUUUCCAGAGCAUGGUAUAAACCUGAUACAAUGUUCUUCACACCCAAGGCCUAUAUCAAGAUGGAUUUCCACUGUCCACUAUCCCAUAGCUCUCCUGAAUCAACAGUUCUUACUGAUGUAUUCACAAGGUUGCUAAUGGAUUAUUUAAAUGAUUAUGCUUAUGAUGCUCAAGUUGCUGGUCUUUAUUACGGUGUUAGGCCAAAUGACACUGGUUUUCAGAUAACCAUGGUUGGGUACAAUGACAAAAUGAGAACUCUUUUGGAGACUGUCAUUGGGAAAAUUGCUGUAUUUGAAGUCAAGGCUGACCGUUUUUCUGUGAUAAAGGAAACUAUGACAAAGGAGUAUGAGAAUUUCAAAUUUCGGCAACCAUAUCAGCAAGCUUUCUACUAUUGUUCAUUGAUAUUAGAGGAGCAAACUUGGGCAUGGGAUGAAGAACUUGCUGCAGUUUCUCAUAUUGAAGCUAGUGAUCUAGAGAAAUUUUUGCCCCAUCUGCUGGGGAAGACAUUUAUUGAGAGCUACUUUGCUGGGAACAUGUAUCCGGGUGAGGUAGAAGGUGUUAUGCAGCAUGUAGAAGACAUCUUAUUCAAUUCACCUAUCAAUUUGUGCAAAACAUUACCCUCAUCACAGCAUCUUACAAAGCGAAUUGUAAAGCUUGAAAGGGGUUUGAGGUAUUAUUAUCCAGCAUUAUGCCUAAAUCACCAGGAUGAAAAUUCUUGCCUUCUGCAUUAUAUUCAGAUUCAUCAGGAUGAUCUCAAGAAAAAUGUUCUACUUCAGUUGCUUGCUCUUGUUGCUAAGCAACCAGCUUUUCACCAAUUACGUUCAGUUGAGCAACUUGGCUACAUAACACUGCUUAGACAAAAAAAUGAUUCAGGUGUCCGUGGCUUGCAAUUUAUAAUCCAAUCAAAUGUGAAGGAUCCAGCCAGCUUGGAUGCCAGAGUUGAAGCUUUCCUUACGAUGUUUGAAGGAACUCUAUACCAAAUGCCUGAUACAGAAUUCAAGAGUAACGUGAAUGCUCUCAUUGACAUGAAGCUGGAGAAAUAUAAGAAUAUAAGAGAAGAAUCAGCUUUCUUUUGGGGGGAGAUUUCUGAAGGAACUUUGAAAUUUGAUAGAAAAGAAGCGGAGGUUGCUGCACUGAGGGAUCUCAAUAAAGAGGAGUUGAUUGAGUUCUUCGAUAAUCAUGUCAAAGUUAAUGCACCGCAAAAGAGGAUCCUCAGUAUACAGGUUUACGGAGGACUCCAUUCCUCCGAGUAUGAAAAGAUACUUCGCGAUGAGCCACAGCCGAAUUCCAAUCAAAUAACCGAUAUAUUCAGCUUCAAGAGAUCAAGACCUUUAUACGGUUCAUUCAAGGGAGGUGUUGGUCAGAUGAAGCUAUAGGUCAACCCUUUUUUUUAGUAUGUUCGCAAAUUCUGAAAGAACAAUCUUCACGUAUAGUUUCGAUCAUUAUUAACGAAACAUUUUGUGGACAGAUGUUGAUACUUCUGUAUUUGAACCGUUUCCUCCCGACACUAACUACAUACCUUUCACCAUC